AACUAAGCGAGUCUAUCAUAAGAUGUGGAGGGUUCUCCAAAAUAAAGAUCCGCCGUCGUCAUCAAAAGCUCGUCCUAACGAUCUCACGGUUAACCUAGAAAGCAAAAGGACCUUUAUCUCCCAGGGGAUAUCGCUGCCGGGUUCUUUUGGUAAUGUUCUACAACGCCACGAGAUACACGAAAAUAUUGAAAAAACAUCAUCACAGAGAGAUGUUGAUGCGGACGACAAUGUUUUUCGCGUGUUUAAGUGUUAUGGUGAAAUCACGCUUCCUACCCGCCGGCCUGGGACUUUGGAUGCGUCCAUCGGGAGUUACGUGGCCAUGCACCGCAUUGGCCGCGAUGGCGGAGGAAUCGUCGUCUACAAAGCAAUCAGGAUUUAUGUUUCGGUGACGGAGAGGAGGUCGAGUCGUUCUGGGUUCGUCUGGGUGGGGAACUCGUUCGUCGCGCUCAAGGUCGUCGAGGAUAACCCAGAAAUCGUGUCACAUGUGAAGGCCGAAAUCGGAAGGACCGAGGACGCCGGCGGGGAUUAUAAUCGUCAUCCCAAUUCUCUGUGUGUGCUUGCCCAUUUCAAGGACCCCCAGUCUCAUAAAUACUGCGUCGCGAUAGGCCAAUUCCCGGAUCUCGGAUCCCUCCGCACCAUAAUGUUCAACAGGUUCCCGGGAGGGUUACCAGAGGACCUCAUCCUCUCUGCCCUCAGAUCCGUUCUGAACGCCCUGAAAAUACUCCACAAGAAGCGCCGCGCUGUGCACGGAGAUAUCAAUUCGGGACACGUUUACCUCUGUGGCAACCCCUCACUGCAUACUUGCAGCAUAUGCUUGGGGUUCGCCGCCGCUCUCUUUGAAGAUGACGCCGCCGCCGCCGCCGCAUGCAACGGGUCCACUUUUCUGCCGUGGGCUUCUAUGUCCCACUGGGCCGCUCCCCCGGAAGUGUACACUCAUGGUCGACCCCACACGCAGAAGACGGACGUUUGGUUCGUGGGAAUCACUGCUCUUGAGUUAGCCUAUGGUGGACUCAACGUUCCCAGCCGAGAGGCCUUUGACGCAAUCAUCAAUCAUGUUCGUGUCCACAGGUCGCUCCCCACAUCCACGGCUUCCCCUUGUCUUCUUCUUAAUGAGGCCGCCGAGCCGGCGGUGCGAAAACGGCGUAAUAACGCCGCCAAGAAGCUCAUGGCGAAACUGCUGCGGCCUUUUCGCUCCUCGUCCCCUAAUGCUGGUGACCGGAGUGGUGGGCGACUUGCACAAUUUUCUGAGCCGUUCACUGAUAUGGUGAUUCAGUGCCUCGCUGGAGAUCCUAAAAAGAGGCCGCCUGUUCAUAAGCUUUUGUCUCACCCAUUCUUCCUAAGAAGCGCACAUCGCAACGAUGGAGACCACUUUUACGAUGCCGUGACGAACACUACUCCUAUCUCAUCACUUGCUAUUUCAUAACCAUUUAAGUACUCCGUAUUACUCCAUUUAAUUUGUUACAAGUAGAUAGUAUAUUUUCA
Molecule: messenger RNA, 1482 nt
Organism: Cuscuta europaea
Lineage: Eukaryota; Viridiplantae; Streptophyta; Magnoliopsida; Solanales; Convolvulaceae
Source: the annotation of a GenBank genome assembly